Messenger RNA from Lachnellula hyalina, 1071 nucleotides. RefSeq lists its product as uncharacterized. The transcript has a single exon. Lineage: Eukaryota; Fungi; Ascomycota; Leotiomycetes; Helotiales; Lachnaceae. Bases 1 to 1071 code for a protein of 356 amino acids. The record is from RefSeq and is a predicted model, not a curated record.
AUGAUCUCUGUCGAAGAGCGCCGUCGAAGAUCCCACAACUUUCUCCUCACGGCCUUUUGUAUUCUGAUCAUUCUCUGGAUAUGGAAACUUUUCUACCCACAAGCCUCAUUAGUGAGGGCAUAUUCAGACCACUUCCCUUCCACACCUAGUCCUCUGGAUCUCGAAGAAUCUUCCAGUUCACCCAUACCAGAAAUCGCCAUCGGAAAGCACCUCAAAUCGUAUGCUUCAGAUAUCUACGAAGGGACCUUCAAUGGAACCAUCACCGACAAAGUAGCAGUCAUAAUCGAGAGCCGCUUCCGCAGCAACCUCAUUCCCCUUAUCCUACAUUUCGGUAUCGUCCUCGGUGACAGCUGGCCCAUCAUCAUCCUUACAUCCGCCGAAUCAGCAUCGCAGUUCUCAACAUCGUCCGCUCUGGCCCGGUACCUGCAGAACGGUAUCAUGCAAGUGCGGGUCCUGCCUCAAGAUUCCAUGCUCACAGACGCAGACGCGAUGAACCGUUUCCUGACGCAGGAUUGGCUGUGGGAGUUCUUGAGUCCGGCGGAGCAUAUAUUGCUGUUUCAAAGCGACAGUAUGCUAUGCGGGAACGCGGCCAGGAGUGUGAAUGAUUAUUUCGAGUAUGAUUUUGUGGGCGCGCCUACUGCGGCUGGUGGGAGUGAUGCGUAUAAUGGCGGAUUGAGUUUGCGGAAGAGGAGUAGUACGUUGAAGGUAUUGGAGGAGUGGGAUUACGAGGAUACGAAGAAGAAUGACAAGAAUGAUCGAUAUGAGGACCAGUGGUUUCACAAUAGGUUUGUCCCUUUGAAGCUCCCACAAAAGCUGAAGAAACUAACGAGGUGUCUUAGACUCAAAAUAUUGCAAGAACGAGAUGAGGCAGAGGGGAUUCUACCAGAAGAAGAUGAUGCUAUAAAUCUCCCCAGCGUGGAAGUUGCAAGAACGUUUAGUGUGAAGACGGUAGAUUAUCCUCACCCCUUGGGGGUGCAUCAGAUUCACAAGUGGACAGAAGAAUCGCUUAUUCGCUUGACUGAGUGGUGUCCCGAAUACAAGUUGUGUAGUGAAGAUCACGUCCAUGAUUGA